GGGCUUCCGGUGCGGGCGCGCAGCGAGGGCCGUCUCUGGAGAUACAGCCAGAACUUUUCGUUCACAUGGCAGCAGCAAACUCUUCUCCACCUGGUUCUCUGGAUCUAAACCAGCCUGGGUUUGCAAAGGAGAUCCUGGGAACUAAACUGGAGGUCAAAUACCUGUGCUCCGAUUGCAAGAACAUCCUGAGGCGGCCGUUCCAGGCGCAGUGCGGCCAUCGCUACUGCUCCUACUGCCUGAAGAGAAUCAUCAGUGCUGGACCUCAGAAGUGUGCCAGCUGUAUCCAGGAAGGAAUAUACGAAGAAGGAAUUUCUAUUUUGGAAACAAGCUCGGCUUUCCCAGACAAUGCAGCGCGGCGGGAGGUGGAGAGUCUGCCUGCUGUCUGCAUCAACAGCGGCUGCACCUGGAAGGGAACCAUCAAAGAGUACGAGGCUCAUGAUGAAGUCUGCCCUGAAUUCCCGCUGACUUGUGAAGGCUGUGGGAAGAAGAUUCCCAGGGAGAAGUUUCGGGACCAUGUGAAGACGUGUGGCAGAUCCAAAGUACCGUGCCGGUUCGAGGCUGUGGGCUGUACUGAGAUGGUGGAAAAUGAAAUGCUCCCAGAACACGAAAGGAAGUGUUUGGCAGAGCAUCUCUACAUGCUUCUGAGCUCUGUGCUCAGCCUCAAGACUGGUGCUGGGGACCUGAAGCCCCUUCCUGUCCCUUCCUCAUCACAAAACAGUUCCCCACUUCUGGGAGCAAACUCACUGUGCUCGGAGUCGGAGCUCUCCCGGUCCCUAGAGCUCUUGGGAAGGUGUGAGGCCCUUGAGAGGAAAACAGCUACCUUUGAGAACAUUGUCUGUGUGCUUAACCGGGAGGUGGAGAGAGUGUCCCUGACAGCUGAGGCCUACAGUCGCCAGCACCGGCUGGACCAGGAGAAAAUCGAAACGCUGAGCAACAAGGUCCGGCAGCUGGAGAGGAGCAUUGGGCUUAAAGACCUGGCCAUGGCUGAGAUGGAGGAGAAGAUCCGCAACAUGGAGGCUUCCACCUACGAUGGGGUUUUCAUCUGGAAGAUAACGGAGUUUGCGCGGAAGCGUCAGGAGGCGAUAACGGGCCGCUCGCCUGCCAUCUUCUCUCCAGCUUUCUACACCAGCAAGUAUGGCUACAAGAUGUGUCUGCGCGUGUACCUGAAUGGGGACGGCACCGGCCGUGGCACCCACCUGUCCCUGUUUUUUGUGGUGAUGAAGGGACCUAACGAUGCGCUGCUGCGGUGGCCCUUUAACCAGAAGGUCACCCUGAUGCUUCUGGACCAGAAUAACCGGGAGCACAUCAUCGAUGCCUUCCGCCCCGACGUGACGUCCUCGUCCUUCCAGCGCCCCGUCACGGAGAUGAACAUCGCCAGCGGCUGCCCCCUCUUCUGCCCCGUGUCAGUCAUGGAAGCCAAGAACUCCUACGUGCGUGAUGAUGCCAUCUUUAUUAAAGCCAUCGUUGAUCUCACGGGCCUCUAACCCUGCUGACUUGGAGCAGUGAGCAUGGAGCCAGCACUGCCCAGGGCAUCUCCUGCUUGUGCUGCACUUCAGGCGGGUCUGAGAGCAAGAGGGGGCACAGAGGGGGGAAAAGCCCUUCCUGGAAAGGGACCUUUGCUCUAAGUGGAAAUGAGGUGUCUGAUGGGAGCUCUCUUUCCUGAAGAGAGGAUUGGGUGGACACUGGCAGGCUGUGGAAUAUGGAAGAUUCCCUGCAGGGACUUGGAUGUCUGAACUGCUGCUGUCUGGACUCCAGUGGAAACCAGUGCAGCUCUUGCUCUACCAGUUUAGCCGACAUCCACAGCUCUCUAGUAAAACAGCGGUUUGCCCUGCCCGAGCUCC
Messenger RNA from Zonotrichia leucophrys gambelii, 1841 nucleotides. It is a transcript of the gene TRAF2, whose product is annotated as TNF receptor associated factor 2. The transcript is spliced from 10 exons. Gene Ontology annotation, cellular component: cytoplasmic side of plasma membrane; cytosol. Gene Ontology annotation, biological process: positive regulation of canonical NF-kappaB signal transduction; protein K63-linked ubiquitination; tumor necrosis factor-mediated signaling pathway. Bases 66 to 1484 code for a protein of 472 amino acids. Gene Ontology annotation, molecular function: zinc ion binding; tumor necrosis factor receptor binding; ubiquitin-protein transferase activity. Lineage: Eukaryota; Metazoa; Chordata; Aves; Passeriformes; Passerellidae. The record is from RefSeq and is a predicted model, not a curated record.